Caenorhabditis briggsae is the source of this 1281-nucleotide messenger RNA. Gene Ontology annotation, molecular function: oxidoreductase activity, acting on paired donors, with incorporation or reduction of molecular oxygen; monooxygenase activity; iron ion binding. The record is from RefSeq and is a predicted model, not a curated record. The coding region runs from base 1 to 1281 and encodes 426 amino acids. The transcript is spliced from 6 exons. NCBI's taxonomy places the organism in Eukaryota, Metazoa, Nematoda, Chromadorea, Rhabditida, Rhabditidae.
AUGUAUGGACUAUGUUUCACUCUCUGGGCUCCACUUCCAGCAAUAGUCAUUACCCACUACGACUACUUGAAAGAUGCAUUUGUGACCCAAGGAGAUGCUUUCAUCACACGCAUUAACCGUCCACCAGAAACUCUACCGCAAGCCCACAAUAACACUGGAGUUUUAGUAUCCAGUAGAGAAAACUGGAGACUUCAGAGAAGAACGUCUUUGAAGAUCCUUCGUGACUUUGGUCUGAGCCGAAACUUGAUGGAAGAGCAAGUAAUGAGAUCUGUUCACGAAAUGCUUCAACAAAUUGAAAACAUCAACGACAAGAAGAAGGUAGACAUGUUCUGGCCAAUUCGACUUUGUGUUGGAAAUGUUAUCAAUGAGAGUUUGUUCGGAUACCAUUACAAAUACGACGAUGCUGAUCGGUUCAAAAAUUUCGUUCAAAUUGCGGAUAGACAUUUAAGAGCUGCUCUAGGGAAACUCCAGUUGCUGAUGACUGCUUUCCCCUGGCUUAGACACGUUCCAAUCAUCCGAGAACUUGGAUAUCAUAAAAUUGGCACCACUCCAUUUUGUGAAACGCUGUGUGCUGUUUUCAGUAUCAAGGAUUUAUCGAGAAAGAGGUUGCUAAUCAAAUCAAAGAGUAUGAUGGAGAGAGUGAACCAGAAAAUUUUGUCCACGCCUACAAAAAUUUUGUCCACGCCUAGACAAAUGAAACAAACAGGAAACCCUGGUUUAGACAUGCCGAAUCUCUGUUCUAGAUUUCUGUAUCCUGAAAUUCAAGAUAAAGUUCGUGAAAAAAUCUUCGAAGUUGUUGGAACAUCUCGUUUGCCAUCAAUGUCUGAUAAACCUAAUAUGCCAUACACCCAAGCAGUUAUUCAUGAAGUACAAAGACAUUCUAAUAUGAUUCCAGUAAUGUUAUUUCACACAAAUACCGAAGAUGUCGUUGUGAAGGGACAGAACGUGCCAACAGGAACACUCGUUUUUGGUCAGAUCUGGUCAAUUAUGAAAAACGAUUCAAUGUUCGACGAGAGCCAGAAGUUCAACCCAAGCCGGUAUCUACAAGCGGACGGAAAAACGUUGAACAAUGCAGUUAUAGAAAAAAAAAUCCCGUUCGGUAUUGGAAAAAAGGCAUGUGCCGGAGAAGGGUUGGCAAGAAUGGAGUUGUUCUUGAUUUUCAGCGCCUUUAUUCAGAAAUACGAGUUUAUCGCAAAUUCUAACAUUGACUUGUCACCAGAUUGGGGAGGUGUACUCACUUCCAAAUCUUACACCUGCCAACUGAUUCCCCAAACUGUAUAA